AAACAUCAAACGUACGUAUUACAGUUGUUAUAAAGUUAACACUCAAGAUUUGCUCAAAAACAGAAAUAGAUAAUCUUGUCAGUUGAACGAAAAUACGUUUGUUUUCAUUUGAUAAGAUUCCAGAUAAAAUGUUAUAACAAUAUUCCUGUAGUGGUUUUUCAUACAGUUGUAAAAGUAGAUACGCUAAGGCUUACUGUCCGCAAAAUGGUUAAUCGUAAAAGAGUGUUUGAUUUACUUCGAACAAUCAACGUUGCGUCAUGUCAGUGUCCAGCGCACGGAAAUCGCGGCAAUAUUCAAGUAUCGAAUGCUACUCCGCAGAAAGACUAUGCUUUUGAAAUAAAGUGCUCAACUGUAAGAUAUGGAUUGGGGGUGACUCGGGAGGUUGGCCAGGACUUGGUCAACAUGAAUGCAAAACAUGUUUGUGUUAUGACAGACCCUAAUGUUGUCAAAAUGGAUCCUGUGAAAGCUACAUUAGACUCACUCACUAGGAACGGAGUCAAUUAUAAAGUGUAUGACAAGGUUCGGGUAGAGCCUACAGACACAAGUUUUAAAGAUGCAAUAGCAUUUGCAAAGGAGAACAGCUUUGACAGUUUUGUGGCUGUUGGAGGUGGUUCCGUGAUGGACACAUGUAAAGCAGCCAACUUGUACUCUACGGACCCUGAUGCCGAUUUCUUGGACUAUGUGAAUGCCCCAGUUGGCAAAGGAAAGCCUAUCAAUGUUCAGUUGAAACCUAUGAUUGCUAUUCCAACAACUAGUGGUACAGGCAGCGAGACGACUGGCGUCAGUAUCUUCGACUACGAAUCCAUUCAUGCUAAGACUGGCAUAUCCCAUGGCGCUCUACGACCAGUGCUCGCUAUGAUCGAUCCUCUACAUACCCUUACUAUGCCUGAGAAAGUAUCCAACUAUUCAGGCUUCGAUAUAUUCUGCCACGCACUGGAGAGUUUCACAGCAAUCCCGUACAAUGAGAGGAGUCCAGCACCACCCAACCCGGCGCUAAGACCAACAUAUCAGGGCAGCAACCCCAUAUCCGAUGUAUGGGCGAGAUUCUGCUUACAAACCCUUCAGAAAUACUUUACCCGUUCGGUGUACAACGCUGAUGAUUUGGAGGCACGUUCGUGCAUGCAUCUUGCUGCGACGAUGGCUGGUGUGGGCAUCGGCAACGCUGGGGUGCAUUUGUGCCAUGGUCUCGCUUACCCUAUCGCUGGAAACGUCAAGUCUUUCGUACCUAACGAUUAUGGUGCAGAUCCAAUAAUCCCGCAUGGACUAUCAGUAGUAAUGACAGCGCCUGCAGUGUUCCGCUUCACGGGACCUAGUGACCCGGCCAAGCAUUUGGAAGCUGCGAGCAUCCUUGGAGCUGACGUCUCGAACGCGAAGCAAGCCGACGCAGGCAAAGUCUUAGCUGACACUAUUCUUAAGUACAUGGAUACUAUGAAGAUUGAGAAUGGACUUAGUACUCUCGGCUACACUAGAGAGGACAUUCCUGAGUUAGUCAAAGGAGCAUUACCACAGAAACGUUUGUUGAGUAUGACGCCGCUACCGCAGACGGAAGAGGAUUUGUCCAAGUUGUUAGAAGACUCGCUCACUAUUUACUAAGCUCUAGUCUCCGACCACAAUGUUUAGAAGAUAUUACGAAAUGUACAUAAGAUUCUAGGUAUAUUUACUUGGUGCUGGAUAUUUUUAAACUAAAAUUUGUUAUGACUACAUAAUGUGGUCUCUGGUUUUAAACGUUUAUGUUUAUAGGU
Messenger RNA from Spodoptera exigua (beet armyworm), 1742 nucleotides. The record is from the annotation of a GenBank genome assembly. NCBI's taxonomy places the organism in Eukaryota, Metazoa, Arthropoda, Insecta, Lepidoptera, Noctuidae.